Messenger RNA from Benincasa hispida (wax gourd), 1002 nucleotides. Its product is annotated as cucumber peeling cupredoxin-like. Lineage: Eukaryota; Viridiplantae; Streptophyta; Magnoliopsida; Cucurbitales; Cucurbitaceae. The record is from RefSeq and is a predicted model, not a curated record. Gene Ontology annotation, cellular component: plasma membrane. Gene Ontology annotation, molecular function: electron transfer activity.
CUGAGUAUCUUUCCCAAUUGCUACCCCAUUCCCAAAAUUAGAUGUUAGAUUAUGAUAUGCUCUGGCCUCCACCCCUUUAACUCUUAUAAAUUUAUAUCCCAUUUUCGUCAAACAACACAAACUUGUUUAGAGCUUCCAUUUUAGAGUGUGAGAUUCUUCCUUUUUUAUUUUUUCUGAAGAAACAUGGGGGGAGGAGUUGGUUUAGUUUUGGGUUUAAUUGCGGUGGUUUUUGUUCACCAUCCCACUGCUCAGACUGUUCGUGUCGUCGGAGACUCCACUGGUUGGACGGUUCCGCAGGGCGGCGCUGCUUUCUAUUCCGAUUGGGCUUCUAAAAACUACUUCACUAUUGGCGAUUAUCUAACAUUUAACUUUGAGAGCAACAUGCAUAAUGUCCUUAAAGUACCAAAAGAGUCAUUUGAUGCAUGCAAUACAUACAAUGCCAUAGGAAGUCUCGUCACUACAGGUCCGACUACAGUGAAGCUCGACACUGUAGGCGUACAUUAUUUCAUUUGUACUAUCGACAGUCAUUGCGUUCAAGGCCAAAAGUUAUCUGUCACCGUCACCGUCUCCACCAGUACUCCUGGCGGUGCAAUGCCGCCUUCUUCAAACAUUGCUCAGCCUCCUCCUCACAUUGAUGCAUGUGCUCGAACUCCUGCAAUUUUGUCGUUUUCGUCACCACUUAACUGUGAUGGAUCUUCAGUGGCUUUGACGGCUUCCUCCACCGUACUGAUGGCAAUCCAUUAUGUUACCUUGUCCGCCAUUGUUAUCAGCUUGUUGUUUUAGAUCAUGUGGAUUAACAUUUGAUCCUUUUUUUUAUCUCUUAUCCUUCUUAGAUUAAUAAGUUGGGGUUGUUGAUCUGGUUAAGUAUUAUUAAGUUUGUUUAUGGAAGUUUAUUUAGAGUUGAGAAGUGAGAUAGAUAACGAGUGGGUGAUGGAAUUUGGUUGUAUUCCUCCAUACCUUUUAUUUAUGUUAUUUACUUUUUUGCCUUCGGAACUUUAGGCA